Messenger RNA from Quercus lobata, 3048 nucleotides. Its product is annotated as hydroxyproline-rich glycoprotein family protein. The transcript is spliced from 8 exons. Gene Ontology annotation, molecular function: mRNA binding; demethylase activity. The coding region runs from base 748 to 2778 and encodes 676 amino acids. Lineage: Eukaryota; Viridiplantae; Streptophyta; Magnoliopsida; Fagales; Fagaceae. Gene Ontology annotation, biological process: mRNA catabolic process. The record is from RefSeq and is a predicted model, not a curated record.
CGAUCCACACUCUCAGGCCUCAGUUCCUCAGUACUGUAGACCGUGUGACCGCUCACAAAAACAGAGAGAGAGAGAGAGAGAGACAUCCUCUUCUUAUUAGCCACCAUUUAAGACCAUACACAUGCGUGCUUAAUAAGCCAUUUCACAUUUACUUCUAUCUUUUUUCUCUUUCUCUUUCUCUUUCUCUUUCUUACUCUCACACACACCACUCACAAGGACAGCUCUCACAAACCCUAGAUCUUGUGGCUAAUCCCUACUAUGAAAAGCUUAAUAUAAUAAAUAUAAUUCCCUCAUCUUCAAGUAACUGUCUCUUUUUUCUCUCAUACCCACAAUCCCAAUUCCCCCCCACAAACCCCAUUUCCAGAUCUGAGCUUCAAAUUUGGAUUUUUGGGUAUUUGGGAAAAUUCCCAUUUCUUCAAUUGCAGCAAUCUUAAUCUGAUCGGAUUUGAUAAGAUAAACAAAACCCAGUUACUGUUUUGUGUUAUUUUUGUUUCUAAAGACUGAAUUUUGUGCCUUUUGUGUUAGUAAAGUGUUGAAUAUAGAUAUAAAUUCAAUUGGGUCUAAGGCCAAAGGCUGGAAAUUUGUUGUCUUUUGCUUGAUUUGGUAUUUGAAUCUUUAUGGGAAUUUGCUCAAAUUUGAUUUGGAUUUAGAGAUAUUCGUUCGUGUGCUUUAUAUGCAUAGAUCUGAGUAGUGAGCAUAGGCUAUAUAUGUGGUAGUAGUGACAUUUUUCUGGGUAGUGGGUUCUCCAUGGCAAUGCCAUCGGGAAAUGUGGUAUUAUCAGACAAAAUGCAGUAUCCGAGUGGUGGUGGUGGGAGUGGUGCCGGUGGCGGUGAGAUCCACCACCGACAGUGGUUCCCAGAUGAGCGGGAUGGGUUUAUCUCAUGGCUGCGUGGCGAAUUUGCUGCUGCCAAUGCAAUAAUUGACAAUUUGUGUCACCAUUUGCGUGCUGUAGGCGAGCCGGGGGAGUAUGAUAUGGUGAUAGGGUGUAUUCAGCAAAGGAGGUGUAAUUGGAACCCGGUGCUGCAUAUGCAGCAGUACUUUUCAGUGGCCGAGGUGAUAUAUGCACUGAACCAUGUGGCUUGGAGGCGACAGCAGCGGUAUUAUGAGCCGGCAAAGGGUGGGGGCAAGGAUUUUAAGAGAUCUGGUGUGGGGUUUAAGCAAGGGCCGAGGUUUGAUGCUGUGAAGGAAGGGCAUUAUUCUAGUGUGGAGUCUCAUAGUCAUGAUGGGAAUUCCUCUGUGGGUGGUGGUGUUGUGGGUUCGGAGAAAGGCAGCGGUGAGAGAGGUGAGGGUGAGGUUGGGAAGUUGGAGGAUAAGGCUCCAGCAGUUGGGGAGGAUAAAAAAGAUGCUGGUAGCUUGAAGAGUUUGGGAAGUUCAGAAGGGACAACGUGUGGCAAUUCUCCAACUGAAGCCAAGGUGGUAGACGAUGGAUGCACCUCAAAUUGCAAAGAGAAUCAUUCUGCAGAACAAAAUCAAAAUGAGAAGCAGAAUCUUGCUCCGGUUCCAAAAACUUUUUCUGUCUUUGAGAUGCUUGACCAUAAGGAGGUUAAUGUGGUCGAGGGAUUGAAACAUUUUGAAUCGUUACUUGAUGACUCGGAAGUUCCCAAACUUGUUUCUUUGGUUAAUAAUUUGAGGGCUCAAGGAAAAACAGGACAAAAUCAAGGUCAGACUUAUGUGGCCUUAAAGAGGCCUAUGAAGGGACAUGGAAGAGAGAUGAUUCAGUUAGGCCUUCCAAUUGCAGAUGCACCUCCAGAAGAGGAUAAUGCAGUAGGAACCUCCAAAGAUCGGGGAACAGAAUCCAUCCCUUCCUUGCUGCAAGAUGUUAUUGAACGCUUAGUAGGCAUGCAGAUUAUGACUGUGAAGCCAGACUCUUGCAUCAUUGAUUUUUAUAAUGAGGGUGAUCACUCACAGCCUCACAUUUUCCCACAUUGGUUUGGAAGGCCUGUUUGCGUCCUGUUCUUGACAGACUGUGACAUGACCUUUGGAAAAAGUAUUUCGAUAGGACAACCUGGGGAGUUUAGAGGCUCUCUCAAGCUUUCUCUUACACCUGGAUCUCUCCUAGUAAUGCAAGGAAAAUCCUCAGAUGUCGCUAAACAUGCAAUUCCCUCCCUCCGCAAAGAGCGAAUACUGGUUACUUUCACAAAGUCUCAACCGAAGAAAUUCAUACCUAGUGAUGGUCAGCGCCUUUCUUCACCUGCAGGAGCCCAAUCACCCCACUGGGGUCCACCUCCCAGUAGAUCUCCCAAUCAUAUUCGUCAUCAUGUGGCUAACAAGCAUUAUGCUCCCGUUCCUACUACUGGUGUACUGCCAGCCCCACCCAUUCGUCCACAAAUCCCACCUCCCAAUGGCAUGCAAACACUUUUUGUGCCUGCCCCAGUUGCACCAGCAAUUCCUUUUCCUACACCAGUUCCCCUCCCACCUUGUUCGACAGGAUGGCCAGCUGCUCCACCAAGACAUCCUCCACCUCGCCUUCCUAUUCCUGGCACUGGAGUAUUCCUUCCACCAGGCUCUGGUAAUUCAUCAUCUCAGCAGUUACCAGGUACUGCAACGGAAGUGAACUUUUCUGCUGAGACAGCUUCCCUGCCAGAAAAAGAAAGUGGUUCAGGGAAAUCUAGUCAUAAUACAAGUGCAUCUCCAAAAGGGAAAUUGGAAGGGAAAACACAAAGGCAAGACUGUAAUGGGAGCAUUGAUGGAACUGGCAGUGGACAUACAGCGGAGAACGAAGUAGAACAACUAAGUGUUGACAAUGCGGUGGCAAGCAAGCCAGCCGGAGCAGUUUAGAGAGAGAGAGAGAGAGGGUUAAAGGAAAAAGGAGGUAGGCUGCGAACUUCAAAGAGUUUGAAGCAAAUGUAAAGAGCGGCAAUAUUCAAGACAUGACAUUUCAUACUACCAAGGGGAACGAAGGGAGGGGGAAGAACUUUUCGGUUCUCUUUAAAACCCCUUGUGUCCUCUGUUCCUUUUUUUUUGUUGUCUUAUUAUAUGAAUUCUUACAUUAGGUGGAAAACUCAGAUUCUUAAUUUAACUGUGGCUCUUUUGCAAUCUUGAUCAAAA